Messenger RNA from Anguilla anguilla (European eel), 1197 nucleotides. Its product is annotated as fibroblast growth factor-binding protein 2-like. Lineage: Eukaryota; Metazoa; Chordata; Actinopteri; Anguilliformes; Anguillidae. Bases 1 to 675 code for a protein of 224 amino acids. Gene Ontology annotation, biological process: cell-cell signaling. The transcript is spliced from 2 exons. Gene Ontology annotation, molecular function: growth factor binding. The record is from RefSeq and is a predicted model, not a curated record.
AUGGCGCCCCCGCUCAGCAUCCCGCUGCUCCUCGCCUGCUGCCUGUGGGCCGCGCUGGCUCAGAGCGACAGCGCCAAGAAGAGCAUCUGGGACGACCCCAUCAAGUUCAACUCCAAGGCCAAGGACGCCUGCCUCAUGCACGUUUCGGGCCAGGGGGACUACACCAAGCUGAGGAUCUCCUGCAGGAACAAGGCCAGCUCCUACUACUGCGACUACCAGGGCAAGCCCAACUUCUGCCGCGCCUACAGCAACAACCCCCGCCACUACUUCACCCAGAUCAUGUGGGACCUGCGCAAGCAGACCAACGCCUGCCAGGGGCCCAAGGUGCUCCGGGCCCUCAUGUGCAAGAAGGCCCCCGACGAGGCGCAGAUGACCUUCGUCAGCUCCUGGCCCAAGCCGGCCGCCCCCAAGCAGACGGCGAAGAUCACCUACGAGAGGAAGCCCGCCACCCAGAAACCCGCCGCCAACAAGCCGCCGCAGCCCGCCCCCGCCAGACCGGGAGCCAGAGCCCCCCAGCCCAAAAAGCCCACGCCGAAGACCACCAGGGGCCAGACCACGCCCAGGCCCACAGAGCACGGCGGAGAAAGCCGCGCCGUCAAGCUGGCCCAGGAGUACUGCUGGAAGUCCCUGCAGGGCGUCUGCGCCUACUUCAUCAGCUGGUUCCACCGCAACUAGACAGGUUUAAAUUCCCACAAAGAAGACUUUAUAAGUCACAGUUGUGGUCAGUACCUUAUAUAUGAGGAGGAAAGGAUCCACAGACCAUCUGUCAGUAGCUUCAGAUUUUUGGCUUUGCUGUCAAUAAACAGACUGUCCUUUUCAACAGUUUUUAUAUGAUGUUGUUAUACAUUUCAUUUCACCAUUUGUCAGAAAUUCUGUUUUUUUAUAUAUGUAUUGUGUGUAAAUUAAGAUAUCAGCUUUUGAGUAAAUGGUAUUUGAAAAGCUACAUUGCAGACACGAUGCGGUGGGGGUUACUGGAACAAAAACCUUUUAGGUUUAAAUUUGCCUGGCUUGUUUUGGACAGCUAGAUAUUUUAAUGUUUUGGAGUAAUGCUCACUCCAUAGGCAGGUCUGACCCCUGUACAUUACAACAGUAACAUUGUCCAUAUAAUGCCAGUUUGUAUAUGCUGUGGUUUCCACAAAUCAUCUUAACCGAAGAGAACAAAAGUGUGUGGUUAUGUCUUCAAACGGCAAAGGUGAC